Molecule: messenger RNA, 2540 nt
Organism: Onychostoma macrolepis
Lineage: Eukaryota; Metazoa; Chordata; Actinopteri; Cypriniformes; Cyprinidae
Gene: pals1b
Product: protein associated with LIN7 1, MAGUK p55 family member b
Exons: 13
Coding region: 1-1944 (647 amino acids)
Biological process (GO): morphogenesis of an epithelial sheet; establishment or maintenance of polarity of embryonic epithelium; establishment or maintenance of epithelial cell apical/basal polarity
Cellular component (GO): plasma membrane; adherens junction
Molecular function (GO): protein binding
Source: RefSeq, a predicted model, not a curated record
AUGACGGAGGACUCGGGUGAGAACGCUGAGAUGGACAUGGACAGUCCUGCCAAACUCAUCGCUCAGUGCUGCAGUGAGCAGACCGAGAAGAUCCAAGAUGAUCCAGAAGAAGUGAUGAUGAUGAUGAUGAUGAAGGAGGAGGAAGAGGCUUGUGAACUGACUCAGGACACCGAUCUGAACUCUUCCUCGUGUCUCACAUCGGCACAGAGCAGCACCGAGGUCAUUUUUGAUGGGAUGGAUGUUGCAGAGGAAGCCAAGUCAACAUCAGAGGAGAGGAAUACAACAGAGCUGGAGGACGUGCUGGACUCUCUGCAGCAUCUGCAGCUGUGUCUGACGGAUGCUGAGAGUCAGCAGGAUGUUCAGCUGCUGCUGGAGCUGCUGCUGCAGUCAGACUUCCAGCAGGCGUUCAUCACGCACCGCAGCGUGGCUCAGAGCAUGAGACGCCUCUGUCCGCCGUUCCCGCUCACCGCACACGCACAGCAGCUCAGAGACGAGGUGGAGAGUGUUCUGCAGUCCAGCAAACACACCGAAGCCACAGAACUCACAGGCCUGCUGACGUCACUACACCUGCAGGCCCUGAUGGAAGCUCACGACUGUAUUGCUGAGCAAGAAUUGGAUGUCGAAACUAUUGAAUCCGUGGACCACGAUGAAAAGACCACCAAACUGGUUUCCCUGGAGAAAACUCGUGACAUGCCUCUGGGUGUGACCGUUCGGAACGAACAUGACUGUGUAAUCAUCAGUCGGGUGGUGAGUGGCGGGACGGCUGAAAAAAGCAACCUGCUCAGUGAAGGAGAUGAAAUCCUGGAGAUCAAUGGCGUUUCAGUCCGUGGAAAAAGUGUUAAUGAUGUUCACAACGUUCUGUCCUGCAUGCAUGGGUCCCUCACGUUUCUCCUCGUCCCAAACUCUCAAAACAAAAUAUCUCCUCACCGACCAACUGUGAUGCAUGUGAAGGCAAACUUCAGCUAUGACCCAUCUGAGGACCUAUAUGUGCCAUGUAGAGAGCUCGGCCUCUCCUUUCAAAAGGGAGACGUCUUACACGUCACCAGCCAGGACGACCCCAACUGGUGGCAGGCGUACCGGGACGGACAUGAGGACCAGAAGCCCCUCGCUGGCCUUAUACCUGGGAAGAGCUUCCAACAGCACAGAGAAGCCAUGAAGAAAACCAUUACAGACAGAAAUCAAGAGCAUAAAGGAAAACUUUGGUGUGCAAAGAAAAGCAAAAAGCAACGGAAAAAACUCUUGUUCAACCCUAGUAAGAAUAUCGAGGAUUACACUGAGGAUAUCCUGACCUAUGAGGAGGUGGCACUGUACCAUCAGCCUCCCAACUGCAAGCGCCCCAUCGCUCUGAUUGGUCCACCCAACAGCGGACAUGAUGAACUGAGACAAAGACUGCUCUCUUUAGAGCCUGACCGAUUCACCGGUGCUGUUCCACACACCACACGAAACCCCCGCGCUCAUGAGGUCAACGGCAGGGAGUACAACUUUGUAUCACGACAGAGCUUUGAAUCUGACCUGGCUGCAGGGAAGUUCAUCGAGUCGGGCGAGUUUGAACAGAACUUGUACGGCACAAACACAGAUUCAGUCAGACAGGUUGUCAACUCAGGAAAAAUCUGUUUGCUGUGUCUGCAUCCCAGGUCCCUGCGAGUGCUGUGUUCCUCAGAUCUUAAACCAUACAUCAUCUUCAUCAGGCCUUCUUCUCCUCCUCCUCCUCCUCCUCCUCAGGAGCGAUUCUCCACCCUGCUGACCAGAGGAGUGAAGAAACACAUGCCUGAGGAUGUGAGAGAGACCUUGGAGAAAGUGCGUGAGAUGGAGCACAGCUACGGUCACUUGUUCGAUGCGGUCAUCACAAACACUGAGCAGGAGAAGAGCAUCUCUGAGCUGCUGAGAAUCAUUAACAAACUGGACAUCGAGCCGCAGUGGGUCCCUACAGCCUGGGUCAGCUAAAAACACUAGAAAUGUUCUGAUGAUGUGCACAGUAUGCUACCUUUUUUUUUGUGUGUGUGUGUGUGUGUGUGUGUGUCUGUUUGUUAAAGGAAUAGUUCACCCCAAAAUGAAAAUGUCUUCAUCCUCAGGCCAUACAUGAUCUAGAUGAGCUUGUUUCUUCAUCAGAUUUGGAGAAAUGUAGCAUUUCAUCACUUGCUCACCAAUGGAUUCUCUGCAGUGAAUGGGUGCCGUCAGAAUGAGAGUCCAAACAUCACAAUAAUCCACACCACUUCCUCACGCUUCCUCCAGUGAAAAAGUCAAUCACCUGUUGUCUCUCACAUCAAAAUCCACCCAUGUAUACUGUUUUGGACUGUUUUGGCUUGUAAACACUGCUUGAUCUGUGCAGAUCUCUCCUGAUUCAGACCAGAUCACUUUUUCACUGGAGGAAGCGUUAUUAUGGAAUAUGGACGUCUUAAUUAUAGAAUUUGUUUCUUACAAACGCAGCUUUUGGCUUCACAAGACAUUAAUUGAUGGACUGGAGUGGUGUGGAUUAUUGUGAUGUUUUUAUCAGCUGUUUGGACUCUCAUUCUGACGGCACCCAUUCACUGCAGAGCAUC